This is a messenger RNA of Penicillium digitatum Pd1, 3093 nucleotides long. The record is from RefSeq and is a predicted model, not a curated record. Lineage: Eukaryota; Fungi; Ascomycota; Eurotiomycetes; Eurotiales; Aspergillaceae.
AUGCCUGAGCUGGAUGGCCUACGAUAUGGGGGGCCCAUUGAUGGCAGUUCCAGUCCCGCGAACCAGGUCCAGCGCCAGAAGAUUGUCGUAGUUGGUGAGAAAAUUAUCAAGCAUGAUACAGAGCGAAAAGUUGACAUUGUUGUCAUUGGCGAAGAGUCCCACGUAGCAUACAACCGCGUUGGACUUUCGACGUUUUUCGAACAUCGCAAGAUUGAGGAUCUAUACCUUAAUCCGACAGAAUGGUAUGACUCGUUCGAAGAACGAGCCUUCGAUCACCACCUCAAUACACGAGUAACAGCAAUCAACCCCACGGCGAAAACAGUCCAAACCUCCACCGGUACCACAAUCGACUAUGACAUCCUCGUCCUGGCAACAGGAUCCGAUGCCACUCUCCCAACACACACACCCGGCCACGAUGCCAAAGGCGUCUUUGUAUAUCGAACUAUCUCGGACUUGGAACGCCUCAUCGUUUUUGCAGCUCAGCAUAAAGGCGAAACGGCUGUUACAGUAGGAGGUGGACUUCUAGGGUUGGAAGCUGCAAAGGCAAUGACAGAUCUGAAGACUUUCGGAAACGUCAAAUUGAUCGAUCGCAAUAAAUGGGUGCUAGCACGACAACUCGAUGGAGAUGCAGGAUCGUUGGUCACUCGCAAGAUCAGAGAGUUGGGACUUGAUGUCGUCCAUCAGAAACGGGUGAAGAUGGUUCAUACCGACGAGGGGAAGAAUGUGGAUGGCAUUACCUUUGAGGAUGGUGAGAGGAUCGACUGUUGUUGCAUUUGCUUUGCGAUUGGAGUCCAACCUCGAGAUGAAUUGGGUCGAGACAUUGGAAUUCAGUGCGGUGAGCGUGGAGGAUUUGUGAUCGAUGAAAAUCUGCAAACCUCGAUCCCGGAUAUCUACGCUGUCGGGGACUGCGCAAGCUGGGAGAACCAGAUAUUCGGAAUCGUUGCUCCGGGCAUUGAGAUGGCCGAUGUGCUCGCUUUCAAUUUGACCAACCCAAACAAACCGCCUAGGAGUUUCAACCGACCAGAUCUCAGCACGAAGUUGAAGCUUCUCGGAAUUGACGUCGCUAGUUUCGGUGACUUCUUUGCCGACAGAGAUGGGCCGAAGUUCCUUCCCGGUCGUCGGCCUUCCAUUGUCCCUGGCUUGGGAGGGAAUCAUCCACGAGAUGAACCCCCUGUCAAGGCCUUAAUAUACAAAGACCCCUUCAGUGGAGUGUACAAGAAAUAUUUGUUCACCGGGGACGGCAAGUUUUUGCUUGGUGGCAUGAUGAUCGGAGAUACCAAGGACUAUCUGAAGCUGAAUCAGAUGGUUAAGCUCCAAAAAGUACUUGACAUUCCUCCCAGUCAAUUAAUCCUUGGUGCCCAGAAUGGCGGGGAGGAAAAUGCAGAUGACCUUAAUGACAGCACCCAGAUCUGUUCAUGCCACAAUGUCACCAAGGGCGAUGUGGUCGAGUGUGUGGAGAACGUCUGCUCACAUAUCCCUUAUUCCCGAGCCGAUCUGUACGGCUUCGUGGCCAUCAAGCAAUUGAAAUCCUUCGUCGACAUCAUGAAAACUGUCGGAAAGAACCCAGAGUCCCUUGGUUGCGAACUGUGCAAGCCCGCAAUCGCAUCCAUUCUGUCUAGUCUGUUCAACCCCCACAUCAUGGACAAGGGUUUCAAUGACUUGCAGGAAAUAAAUGACAAGUUCCUCGCCAACAUCCAAAGAGAUGGCACCUUCUCUGUGGUACCCAGAAUCCCCGGUGGUGAAAUCACGGCCGAUAAACUCAUUGCGAUCGGGUCCGUCGCCAAGAAAUACGGUCUUUAUUGUAAGAUCACCGGUGCCCAGCGCAUAGACAUGUUCGGUGCAAAGAAGCCGGAUCUUCUAAACGUCUGGACGGAACUGGUGGAUGCGGGUAUGGAGAGUGGACACGCCUAUGCAAAGGCUCUUCGUGCAAUUAAGAGUUGUGUUGGAACCACAUGGUGUCGUUUCGGUGUCGGUGACAGUGUCGGCAUGGCGAUUCGACUGGAAGAGCGAUACAAGAGUAUUCGUGCCCCACACAAAUUCAAGGGAGCUGUAUCUGGUUGCGUGCGAGAAUGUGCCGAGGCCCAAAAUAAAGACUUUGGACUCAUUGCCACUGAAGGUGGGUUCAACAUCUUUGUUGGAGGCAACGGAGGCGCAAAGCCCAGACACGCCGAGCUUCUUGUUGCGGACCUACCAGCGGAGAUGGUGAUACCCAUCAUCGACCGCUACCUGAUUUUCUACAUCCGUACCGCCGAUAAACUCCAACGAACAGCACGAUGGAUCGAAACCCUCCCGGGCGGAAUUAAGUACCUCAAAGAGGUUAUCGUAGAUGAUAAACUUGGACUCUGUGCCGACAUGGAAAGGCAAAUGCACGAACUCGUCGACAGUUAUUUCUGCGAGUGGACCGAGACCGUCAAAGACCCCAAGCGCCGAAAGGUCUUUCAACAAUUUGCAAAUACGGACGAGACUGUCGACACAGUCGAAGUUGUCCAAGAACGAUCUCAGCAACGGCCAACAGACUGGCCAAAGGACACCUCCGAACGAGAGAAUUUCAAAGGUCACAAGUGGUCAAGCGUCUCGUGGGAGCCGGUUAUCCGAGCAGAUUGUUUCUCUGACGAGCCACCGCGGGUCUCAUCGGCGAAUGUCAAGCGCGGCGACACGCAGCUUGCUGUCUUCAAGAUUAAGGGUAAAUUCUAUGCAACGCAGCAGAUGUGUCCGCAUAAGCGAGCCUUUGUUCUGUCUGAUGGCCUUGUUGGCGAUGACGAUGCUGGGAAAUAUUGGUUAUCGUGUCCGUAUCACAAGCGGAACUUUGAGCUCAACGGUGAGCAGGCGGGUCGGUGCUCAAAUGAUGAGAGCAUGAGUAUCGCUACAUUCCCUGUUGAGGAGAGGGAUGAUGGCUGGGUUUAUAUUCAACUCCCGCCAAUUAAGGAGUUGGAUUUGAUUUUAGGGACGAAGAAGUGGAAAGUCCGUAGGGGGGAGGCGGAGGAUCCUUUCCUCAAGGUUGAUAAGCAGUUCAAGGGUAUGAAGGGAAAGAAAGUUCUGGAUGGUUUCUUGACUCGUGACCCGGUACAGUCAGCUAAGUCGAUUGACUGGUAA